Suillus subalutaceus is the source of this 620-nucleotide messenger RNA. Its product is annotated as ubiquitin-related domain-containing protein. Lineage: Eukaryota; Fungi; Basidiomycota; Agaricomycetes; Boletales; Suillaceae. Gene Ontology annotation, biological process: protein sumoylation. The transcript has 6 exons. Gene Ontology annotation, cellular component: septin ring; nucleus. The record is from RefSeq and is a predicted model, not a curated record. Gene Ontology annotation, molecular function: ubiquitin-like protein ligase binding; protein tag activity. The coding region runs from base 98 to 376 and encodes 92 amino acids.
UGUACGCGUUAACUGCUGAGGCCACCCAAGCUAGUGUCGUUUUAUACCUGAACCCCCACUCCUUUACCACUAGGCCUUCAACCGACUGUGUACAGAUAUGUCCGAAGAUAUUACUGAAGAUGUCAAACCAAAGUUGAGCUUGGUCAUUAACUAUGAGGGUACCCAAAUCACUGUGAAGGUGAAGCACAACAUGCCGUUCAAGAAGAUAUUCGAUGCAGCAGAGAAACGGUUUGGAAAAGAACCAGGGACGUUUAAGUUCACCUACGAUGGCAAAAGAUUGCGGGCUGAAAACACACCUGUGGAUAUGGAAAUGGAAGAUGGUGAUAUCAUUGACGCUCACUUAGAGCAGCUGGGAGGUGGCGCAAUCAUAUGUUAGCUGCUGUACAUCCCGACUCGGAGGCUUCCACAGGCCAUGCAAUCGGAUAUUCUUUACUGUACUACGUCUUACUCUUACUAUCCAUCAUUCAUUCCGUUACCAUUUACUCGUCGCCAGAACGAUGUAACUAUAACUCAAAGGCUACUACUACUUGCUUGAGGAGAUCUCUCCUCCACCACGUGCAGGGGGUAAACAUCCUCUCUAAUCGGGUGCCUGACUGCUGCAUUCUUUAAAUCUUGCCAGG